Gastrolobium bilobum is the source of this 532-nucleotide messenger RNA. RefSeq names its product nodulin-13-like. Gene Ontology annotation, biological process: defense response; abscisic acid-activated signaling pathway. Lineage: Eukaryota; Viridiplantae; Streptophyta; Magnoliopsida; Fabales; Fabaceae. The record is from RefSeq and is a predicted model, not a curated record. Gene Ontology annotation, cellular component: nucleus; cytoplasm. Gene Ontology annotation, molecular function: protein phosphatase inhibitor activity; signaling receptor activity; abscisic acid binding. The transcript has 2 exons. Bases 1 to 474 code for a protein of 157 amino acids.
AUGGGUGUUUUCACUUCUGAAAGCGAGCACGUUUCCCCUGUCUCUGCUGUAAGACUAUACAAAGCCAUUGUCAUAGAUGCCAGCAAUGUCUUCCCAAAAGCUUUGCCAAACUUCAUUAAGAGUGCAGAAACCAUCGAGGGAGAUGGAGGUCCUGGAACCAUUAAGAAGCUUACUCUUGCUGAAGGUUUAGGCUAUGUGAAGCACCACGUAGAUGCAAUUGACACAGAAAACUAUGUGUACAAUUAUAGUGUAAUUGAAGGAAGUGCUUUAUCAGACCCAUUGGAAAAGAUCUCAUAUGAGUACAAACUGGUGCCAACCCCUGAUGGAGGAUCCAUUGUCAAGUCCACAAGCAAAUACUACACCAAAGGUGAUGAGAAACUCAGUGAAGAAUAUUUGAAGGCUGGGAAGGAGAGAUCUGCAGGGUUCACCAAGGCUAUUGAGGAUUACAUUCUGGCUAAUCCUGAUUACAACUAAGACAGCAACUGAUUUUGUGUUAAUUAUGGUCCUUAUGUGUGUGUGUGUGUGUGUUUUU